AUGCCUUGUCUGAUCCACGAGGCAGUGCCAUCGAGGCAGUGCGAUCGGCUGGGGAAGAAGCCCUGGCACCGAGAGAUGUCCUCUAGCAGCAAGGGACCCCUUCAGUGCAAGGACCCACCCAAACCCCACAUCAGAGUCCCCUUCCACAUAGUUCACCAUGGCAUCGAGUGCACACGGCCGGCCAAGCCCAUGGUCAGGAAGCCAGAGAUUACCCCCCACCCAAUACAUCCUGGUUUUAUCAACUUCAGCUAGGAGGGAUUAACACCUUUGAAAUGGUACCAGAGCCUCAUGAGACCCCAGCACCAGCUGAUGCAAAUCCCCAGCGCGCAUCCAGUUUCACCAGCAGCACCGCACCAACCCAGCCUGCCAAUGCCAGCUCAAACUGCACAAGCGCAGGCAGGUGAACAACCAAAGCUGCCCGAGCAGCCUCAGCAUCCCACAAUUCCCAGCCAACUGAUGCAGCCCCGGCACCUGGGGAAUCCCCACCUGCCCACAUACCCCAUGAACCCGCUUCCCCAUCUGCUCCUGGACAUUCCUCUGGAGCCAUGGUAG
Messenger RNA from Pelecanus crispus (Dalmatian pelican), 552 nucleotides. The record is from RefSeq and is a predicted model, not a curated record. NCBI's taxonomy places the organism in Eukaryota, Metazoa, Chordata, Aves, Pelecaniformes, Pelecanidae.